Molecule: messenger RNA, 1384 nt
Organism: Topomyia yanbarensis
Lineage: Eukaryota; Metazoa; Arthropoda; Insecta; Diptera; Culicidae
Product: thiamin pyrophosphokinase 1
Exons: 4
Coding region: 528-1316 (262 amino acids)
Biological process (GO): thiamine metabolic process; thiamine diphosphate biosynthetic process
Molecular function (GO): thiamine binding; ATP binding; thiamine diphosphokinase activity
Source: RefSeq, a predicted model, not a curated record
GAAAAAAAUGUUUCAUUCGCUUGGACGAACUUAAUCUGAUUGAUUUCAAAUAUACUAUUGACUAAAACUAAGGACAUUUGAAGUAAAAUUAAGGACACUUUCCCAAAUCAUCGAAAUUAAGGACAUGUCCUUUAAAAUAAGGACGGUUGGUAACCCUAGCAAAGGAAAAAAAACUUCUGAACAGCUGAUCAGCCAAGUAAACAAAGAGCGCACCAAAUGUCAUUCCGGUCCAAUAGGAGCUCGGAAAGUACCGCUAUGUAACGCAGCGUGUACUGAUUCAUACUUUCGCAGUUGCUCUUUCCCCGUUAUUCCAUUCAUAUCUACGCUUGCAGUGCAGUGAAUUUAGAUGCUGAUUUUAUUUAGAACAUCUUUUUGAUUAUUCGAACUGUCGCAAAUAUUUUGACACAAUCAAUGAAAUUCGUGGUCAUAUUGAAGUAGUCAAUUCCACAGUUCCAAAAGUACAAAAAUCACUCAAGUUCCAGAUCAUUAAGAACACGUGUGCCCUUUCGCUGUUUUGCAACAGAGUUAUGCUGCUAAGCGACGAUGACAUGAGAGUCGCAACCACAUGGUCUCCGACUGACCUAAUCGAUGCGAGCAGCUGCGAUGAUGGACUAGCCGUGAUUUUGCUCAAUCGACCUAUUCUACUGCAUAAGGACUACUUUCGCUCUGUUUGGAAUAAUGCAAAAAUCCGCAUUACCGUUGACGGGGGUACGAAUAGAUGGGUGGACUUUGUUAAGGAAAAUAUUGGCACAGAAGAACAAUUGAAGCCACCCGAUCUGGUGACGGGAGAUUUCGAUUCCUGCACCGAUGAAUCCAUGUCGUACGUAACGCGGUUAAAUUGUAAGAUAGUUAAAACACCCGACCAGAAUGCUACAGAUUUUACAAAAUCUCUGAAAGCCCUCCAAACCGCCGGUUACGAUAGCGAAAUAAGUAGGAUCCUGGUGUUGUGUGAAAGUUCCGGCCGGUUGGACCAAAUCAUGGCCAACAUUAAUACUUUGUUCCUGGCCCGUGACAUUCUACCGAGUGCAUUUGUAUUCUUGCGAUCCAGUAACUCUCUCAGUUGGCUGCUACCAGCGGGAACCCACUUAAUUCAAAUUCCCCCUCGGUUGGUACACGAACGUAUCUGGUGUUCGCUUGUUCCUAUUGGACAGCGGGCCGUAUGUAGCACGAGUGGAUUGCACUGGAACCUCGACAACCGGGUGAUGGAGUUUGGUAGUCUGGUAAGCACGUCGAACACUUACUCCAGCCAGGAUGUUCAAAUUCAAACUGACAGCGCCGUCCUAUGGUCAAUGGGAACGACCCCGAAGGAUAUGUGAUAAGAAGAGUAUUCCCUGCAACUGAAAAUACACGUUCAUGUCAACGGGCUUUUAGGUGCCUAAUACAA